CGGCGGCGGCGAUGGCGGCGGUGGCGCGGCGCGGGUCCCUCUCGGACCUCGGGUCGGACUCCGAGGACUCCUCGCUCUCGGACUCGGAGCUCCAGGAGGCCUUCGCGAGGGGGGAGCUGAAGCCGGGGCUCAACGUGGUGCUGGAGGAGCGGCCGAAGCGGCGCAACGACGCGGACGGCCUGAAGCAGUGCCUGGCCGAAUUCGGGAAGCAGCUCGCGUGGGUGGAAAGGCUGGACGUGACUCUGGGCCCCGUCGUGGACCCCGUCGCCCAGAGCGCUUCCAGCACAGAUGCUGUUGACCCUGAGAAUGAUUUCCAGAGAGAGAUGAGCUUCUACCGGCAGGCUCAGGCAGCCGUCCUGGAAGCCCUUCCUAGGCUGCGGAAGCUCCAGGUUCCGACCAGGAGACCGGAUGAUUACUUUGCAGAGAUGGCCAAAUCAGACCAACAGAUGCAGAAGAUUCGACAGAAGCUUAAGAGUAAACAGGAAGCAAUGGAGAGGUCUGAGAAAGCAAAACAGCUCCGUGCAAUGAGAAAAUACGGCAAGAAGGUGCAAACCGAGAUUCUGCAGAGGAGACAGAAGGAGAAAAAAAAUAUGUUGAAUGCAGUCAAGAAAUACCAGAAAGGGCUGUCUGACAAGCUGGACUUUCUAGAUGACGAGCAGACGUCGUCUCAGGGGAAUAAAAAAGGCAGUGCAAGUCAACGGACAAAGAAGGGACCAAAUGCCAAAAGACGAUACAAAAAUCAGAAGUUUGGUUUUGGUGGGAAGAAGAAAGGCUCAAAGUGGAACACAAAGGAAAGUUUUAAUGAUGUAUCCAGCUUCCAGUCAAAAGUGGCUCACAACAAAGGCCCAGGAAAAGCAAGAAAAGGAGGGAAAAAAGCCCUCAAUAAGAGACCUGGAAAGAGAGCAAGGCAGAAAAUGAAGAACCGAGCGCGCUAAGAGGACUGUGCUUCCCACUGGGGUUCUUGUGUGUCUGUGUGUUGCAAGAUGUGCUUCUGCUGGCAUCAAGCAGCUAACCAUGGAGCAAGCUGGAUGCUUCCAAGUGGCAUGGAAAAGAGUCAGUGGAAACCAGUGCCUUAUCACUAAUUUCUUCGUCCUGUUUUGUUGAAGGAUUGUUUUCUACGUAAACCUUUGGUGUGUGAAUGCAUUAAAUGGUUUGCACAGAACUAUGUGUAACUCAUGUUUAGCUGUUUUAUGAAUGGCAGCUGGAGCCUGCCCUUUGUCCCCUUCAUUCUGACAGCCUUUUUCACCACUACUGCUGAUGUGAGGUUGGAGACCUCGAGGUCUGAGUCAUGUUGCUGAUGUCAAAAUAAGAAGUCUGAAGCCUGUCAAAAUGUUAGAGUGGUUUUUUAGACUAUUCAUAUAGAUGGGUUUAGAAACAGCAAUGAGAUGAAUACAGCAGUCUUAUAAGUUUAUUUCUGUCAGUGUUGUCAGGCUGCAAAUCUGGACAGACUGAGGUUCUCCCUUCCCUUUUCUAUUGUCU
Manacus vitellinus (golden-collared manakin) is the source of this 1479-nucleotide messenger RNA. RefSeq names its product EBNA1 binding protein 2 (gene EBNA1BP2). Gene Ontology annotation, cellular component: nucleolus; preribosome, large subunit precursor; nuclear periphery. Lineage: Eukaryota; Metazoa; Chordata; Aves; Passeriformes; Pipridae. Gene Ontology annotation, biological process: rRNA processing; ribosomal large subunit biogenesis. The transcript is spliced from 9 exons. The record is from RefSeq and is a predicted model, not a curated record. Bases 12 to 935 code for a protein of 307 amino acids.